Messenger RNA from Marmota monax (woodchuck), 3734 nucleotides. Its product is annotated as low-density lipoprotein receptor 1-like. The record is from RefSeq and is a predicted model, not a curated record. The annotation marks the transcript as partial. The transcript has 16 exons. Gene Ontology annotation, molecular function: calcium ion binding; protein binding. NCBI's taxonomy places the organism in Eukaryota, Metazoa, Chordata, Mammalia, Rodentia, Sciuridae.
UUCUCACCUAAAGCUUUUAUUUUUUCAGUUCAUGAGAAAUGCAGCCCAUCUGAAUUUAGAUGUGAGAAUGGCCAGUUCAUCACUUUCUCUCUGCAUUGUGAUGGGAACCGAGACUGCCUGGACCACUCAGAUGAAGAAGACUGUCCUGUUGCCUGGCCCCUGUGGUGCCCACCAGGGGAGGUGAAGUGCAGGAGGAGUGGAGAAUGUGUGCUGGCAGAGUGGAUAUGUGACCAUGACCUGGAUUGCAAAGAUGGAAGUGAUGAGAAGGACUGUGACCCUGAGGUGCUUCAGUGUGGCCCGACCCAGUGGAGCUGUGCCAGUAGAGACCAGUGUGUGCCUGACUCCUGGCACUGUGACGGGCACAGUGACUGCAGGGACGGCAGUGACGAGGCUGGAUGCCCCCCUCAGAAGUGCCUGGGUUCUGAGUUCCGGUGCGGCACCGAUGCCUGCCUGAGCCUCAGCGAGGUGUGUGAUGGGAAGGAAGACUGUUCUGAUGGCUCUGAUGAAGGUGGAGUGUGCUCGCUGGCAGCCUGCAGCCCAGGACAGUGCUCCCACACCUGCUACCCGUCCCCAGCCGGGCCUAUAUGUGCUUGUGAGCAAGGCUUUCAGCUGGAGAGCCGUGGUCGGAUCUGCCAGGAUGUGAAUGAGUGCCAGGAGUCGGGUAGUAGGCCUUGUAGUCAGACCUGUGUCAAUACCCAGGGCUCCUACAUCUGUACCUGUCGUCCUGGCUACUUGCUGGAGCCUGAUGGCCAUACCUGCAAAGCGACAGGUGCUGAACCAGUCCUGCUUGUUGCAAUUCAGUUUAACCUAUUCCUCUAUGGACUGAGAAGCUUGAAAGAAGAUAUUCUUGCAACCACAGACAAGAACCUGAUUAUUUUCUCUGUUGACUAUGAUUUAGUGGAUCAAAAAGUCUUCUGGGCAGAUCUCAAUGCAGAAAGUAUAAAGUGGAUAAGUAUGGACACUAAAAAGAAAGGGACCGUGGUAAAAGGUAUAAAGUCAAACUGUCUAAUGGUCGACUGGAUUGGGAGGAAUCUCUACUGGACUGAUGGGACAGCUGGUCAGAUUUUAGCCAUUCAGUUGACUGCCAUUUGGAGAGGGAAAUCUGAGUAUACAAUUGUCCUGGAUGAUGACUUGACUCAGCCCCAAUCUUUGGCAUUGGAUCCCCUAAAUGGAUUAAUGUACUGGUCCGAAAUUGGAGAAGAACCUCAAAUAGAGCAAGCCGGAAUGGAUGGCAGUGACAGGAAAAUACUCAUCAGUCAAGGUCUUGGACGGCCAACUAGCAUAGCCCUCGACCAGUUAAGUUGGAAGAUAUUCUGGUCCGAUGACAAAUUUCACUGUAUUGGCUCUGCCAACCUAGAUGGUACUGGCAUUAGUAUGUUGCAGCUAACACAAAUCAAGAACCCCUUUUCAGUUGCUGUGUUUGAAGAUGAAGUCUUCUGGUCCGAGAUGAAGACAAGAACAGUGCAGCGUGUGCAGAAGAUGACAGGCAAGAACAGGGCUGUCCUCAUCAAGCGUUCUGGACAGCCCUAUGGACUCAAGAUAAUGCAUGAGGUGCUACAGCCCAGGUCUUCUAAUCCUUGUCUGGACACUGGAUGUUCUCACUUGUGCCUUCUGAGCCCACGAUCCAAGGGGAGCUGUCAUUGUCCAGUGGGGCUCCUGCUUGCAGAUGAUGGAACCACCUGUGUCCCACUCAAGGAGUCUGCAUUUGUGUUUCUUGUACUACCCACAGUUAUCAUGCAGGUACUGUGUAUCUGAAAAAAUCUAAAAGCUUUCCCAGGACAAGGAACUUUACCAGAACAUAGAAUGCUUCCUUUUACCAAUGUGGACCAGCUUGCAUCAAUGGAUUAUAUCGUCCAGGAAAAAACUCUCUAUCUCUCAGAGUUGAAUCAUGGUGAUAUCAGGCUGCUGAGGCUUAAAGAUCCUGGCACACUUGCGUGGAGGAAAAUCACUUCUGUGAAGGGGACUGUGGUUGACCUUGCUGUGGACUGGCUGAGUGGAAACGUAUAUUGGAUUGACAGUGAACAGCCGCGUAUCAGUGUAGGUUCCUUAAAAGCCCAGUAUCCUAUUGUCUUGCUCAGUGAAAAUCUUUACCGCCCAGUGUCUGUGGUGCUCCACCCACCUACUGCAGUCAUGUGCUUCGUGGACCUGGGUUCCCUAGAUGAUAGGAAGCGUGGUUCCAGCAUUGAAUGUGCCUCCAUGGAUGGCAGCAGGAGGAAGAUGCUAUGGCGGAAAUCCCAGGUGCCUGUGGGAUUGGCCUUUUCGGAUUCAGGGACCCGCCUGUACUGGGCUGAUACUGGAAGAGGACUCAUAGAAAGUAUUCAACAAGAUGGCUCUAGACACAGAGUAGACCGCCAAGGGAUUCAGGGCCUUAACCUCUUUACGUUUGGUCAAGGCAUGAUGUUCUGGACAACAACUGAUGAUGCCCAAAUCACUAAAGUUUGGUACAGCAAAACAGAAGUUUUAGAAAAUCGGUGGUUCCAAGUAGACCAGAAGAUUGUGGACUUAAAAGUUUACAGUAAAUUUAGUCAACAAGGUAGUAACAGCUGCUCAAAUGACAACGGAGGAUGUAGCCAUAUCUGUCUACCAAACCCUGAGGGACAGACUUGCAAGUGUCCGAGUGGGUACUACUUGGCCAAUGCAAACAAAUGCUUUGAGUCUGCCAGAUGCUCAGAGUCAUCAAAAUCUUGUAAGGAUGGUGAGAAAUGCAUUUCCACGGAGCAAGUUUGUGAUGGUCACGCUGAUUGUCUGGAUGGAUCCGAUGAAAUGAACUGUACUGGACCAGGUAAAGCUCAUUCAACAUCAACACCUACAAAGUCAGAAGCAGGCAAAAGGUUGACUCCAAAAGCUUCCUGACCUCCCCAGGCUACCAAAUCCACCACACCUGGACAUCCAGGCCCAGAAAGAAUGAGGGAUCCUGUCACAAACCCACUAACCACUCUGAUGCCUGCCAGAGAGAGCAAGACCCCGGAAACUAAGGAAAGAGGGGCUUCUGUUCAGCCCGAGGACUCUCAGAAGGCAAAACAUGUGCCCUGCAGCCGUGAUUUCUGUAAUGGGAGGGGAAUCUGUACAACAGAAGGAAAGUUGAGAAAAUGCAGCUGUCUGAGGGAAUAUGGUGGAGAGUUCUGCGAGGAGGCAGUACACGGACCCACCCCUGGCUACAUAGCAUUCAGCGUAACCACUGCCUUAUCAGUUGUUCUGGUAGCGCUGGGGGCAUUUCUACAUUUCAGAAGAGAGCACAAAUUAAAAUGCACAGCAUCAUCAAGAAAUUUGACCUAUAAUAAAGAAAAUGACCAGGAAGAAGAAAAUCUAAUGAAUAGUGAGAUUUUUGUCAAUGAAGCCUACGAUGAACAGGAAUUGCUCACCUCUUUACAAACUGACUGAGCUUAUAAAAAUGGAACUGAAACAUUCCAGUGAAAAUUGUUUAUACAUUUCAUUGUGUACUGUUUUAACCUCCUUAACAGCUUGUGGUAAAUCAUAAUGACUUAUUAAAAUAAGUGCCUCUUAAAUUGGAAAAAGUUGUCUAGUUUUGUUAAUAUGUUUUAGAAACACAGAGCCUUUUGAAUCCCACAGCAUCUGACCCAGUACUAGUCAGAAGUUCUGCGUUGGAAUCUUGGCUCUAACACUGAUUUAAAGGAUUUUACUAGUUAAUCCUCUGGCCUGUUUCCCGUUUUACUGGAGAUAGUGAUCUCUUUGCCUUUUAGGAUAAAAGCCAAGUUUCUGCAGAGUAGCAAGUG